Messenger RNA from Entelurus aequoreus (snake pipefish), 2764 nucleotides. Its product is annotated as gastrula zinc finger protein XlCGF57.1-like. Gene Ontology annotation, biological process: regulation of transcription by RNA polymerase II. The transcript has 2 exons. The record is from RefSeq and is a predicted model, not a curated record. Lineage: Eukaryota; Metazoa; Chordata; Actinopteri; Syngnathiformes; Syngnathidae. Gene Ontology annotation, molecular function: DNA-binding transcription factor activity; RNA polymerase II cis-regulatory region sequence-specific DNA binding. Bases 303 to 2039 code for a protein of 578 amino acids.
GGAUAUGCGCUUUGCAGCAAAGUCCUCCUUUACUCCACACACGCUUCUAAGCCUCGGCACAUCUCCUCACAUCGCUACUAACUACACUUUAUUCAUCCUCCGUGUCAGGAUAAACUCCACUCGUCUCAGUCAACUUUGGACAUUAUUAGGCCCGCUUAGCUUGCUAGUUCUUUUAGCGCGCUAGUUAGCUCAGCGUGCUAGUUAGCUUAGCUUGUUAGCUGCUAACAAAGAGACGCGGAUUCGAUCAACACAUCGCUUAGUUAAGAUCAAGUGUGAGUGUAAAGUGUUGUGAUUGUGUGAAAAUGUGCGAAAGAACGAUAGCAGAGUACGAGGAGGAACUUUCUCGAACAAAAGAAGAGAACAAAAGACUACCUCAACUACUGGAGGCUGUUUUCAAGAAACCUCAAGUUGUGUUACACAGAACAGACGUCUGUGAAAAAUAUCGUCCACCUGAGCAGCAGGAGGGGUCCUCCAAUACGGAGCAGAAGAGGUCACAGCACCUCCACGUGAAAGAAGAGGAGCCACAGCCCCCCCACUUUAAAGAUGAAAAGGAAGAGUCACAGACUCCUCACAUUGAGAAUAUACAGUCCCUUCACGUAAAAGAGGAACCGGAGGAUCCGCAGCCCUCCUACGUCAAAGAGGAAGAAAAACAGCGGCUGUCCCCCCACUUCAUAGAGGAACACAGGAGACACUUCAUCAGUGUGAAGAGUGAAGAUGAUGAGGUCAAAGGUGAAAGUGAGGAGAAGAGAGAGGCGGAGCCUCCAAGCAGCAGCUCAACUCAACACAUGACAACAGAAGCUGAUGGAGACCACUGUGGAGGAUCACAAGCAGACAAGCUCUUAGCUCCACUAUCAGAUAGUGAGGACACAACGUCACACUCUCCUGACACUGAUGAUGAACACUCUAAAGAUGAUAAGACAUGUCACACUGACAACACACACUUCACAUGUUCUCACUGUGACAAAACUUUUAAUGACCGUAGCAAUAUGAAAAGACACAUGAGAACACACACUGGAGAAAAACCGUUUUCAUGUUCAAUCUGCGAUAAAGAUUUUACUAAAAAGCACAAUUUCAAAACACACAUGAGAACACACACUGGAGAAAAACCUUUUUUAUGUUCAAUCUGCGGUAAAGAUUUUACUAAAAAGCACAGUUUCAAAAUACACAUGAGAACACACACUGGAGAAAAACCUUUUUCCUGCUCAGAAUGUGAUAAACGUUUUGUAAGAAAUCAAGGUUUAAAAGUACACAUGAGAAUACACACUGGAGAAAAACUGUUUUCAUGUUCAAUCUGCGGUAAAGAUUUUACUCAAAGGUACCAUUUCAAAGCACACAUGAGAAUACACACUGGAGAAAAACCUUUUUCCUGCUCAGAAUGUGGUAAAAGUUUUGUAGCAAAUACAUAUUUAAAAGUACACAUGAGAAUACACACUGAUGAAAAACCUUUUUCAUGUUCAAUCUGCGGUAAAGACUUUACUAAAAGGGGCAAUUUCAAUGUGCACAUGAGAAUACACACUGGAGAAAAACCUUUUUUAUGUUCAACCUGCGGUAAAGAUUUUACUCAAAGGGACUAUUUCAAAGUGCACAUGAGAAGACACACUGGAGAAAAACCUUUUUCCUGCUCAGAAUGUGGUAAAAGUUUUGUAACAAAUACACAUUUAAAAUUACACAUGAGAACGCACUCUGGUGAAAAACCUUUCUCCUGUUCAAGCUGCCACAAAAGUUUCCGUUACCCAACAUCUUGUACAGUACACAUGAGAACACACACAGGUGAAAAACCUUUUAUAUGUUCAGUAUGUAGUAAAAGUUAUGUAGAAAGACGGCAAUUAAAAUUACACAUGAGAACGCACUCUGGUGAAAAACCAUUUUCCUGUUCAAGCUGCAACAAAAGCUUUCGUCUCCAACAAUCUUGUACAGUACACAUGAGAACACACACAGGAGAGAAAGUGUUGAGUUGCAGUGUGUGUGGUGAAAGAUUCUCUUCUAAGUACCAGUGUAAGAAACACAAGUGUGCUGGUGAGAACAGCAGCAGCAAAUGAAGAUGCAGGAUUUGAAAUAAACUGUCAAAACUUUCACUUUGACUUCCUAACAACAUCAGCACAUAUAACAUGUGUGACAUCAUUGUUGUGUGUGUAACACCAUCUUGUUAUUAUGCUUAUAACAUAUUUAGAGUAAAUACUUCAGAUUAGUGCUUUUAUUUCAGUCAAGUACAUGAGUUAAUAUACACAUUUGUGUACUUUAAAAUGAACAGAACAAUUUGACUGAAAAGGUGAGAAUAAACAGUACAUAACAUGUGUUACAGUAGACCUUUUAUGUGUAGAUAUUCAUAAUUCACUUUCAUACUUAAUCAUAAGUGUUUUUGUAUAGGUUUUUCGAAAUAAUGAAGGGUUACAUAUUUUAUGUUCUAAUUGUAGAUGAUUCCAUAGAUGAACUCCUUUAUAUGAUAUACAUAUUUGUUUUGCAUGUGUUCAUACCUUUGCUUUUGAGUACACAUAAAUCCCUCUUAGUUCAUAUUUACUGGUUCACAUCUGAAACAUCUUCUGGACCACUUCUGGAAGCAUAUUAUUAUUUACUUUAUACAUCAUUUGAGCAGUUGUCUUUUAUACAAGAUCAUUUACUUUUAAAAUGUGUGACUUUAUGAAUCAUUUGUUGGGUCUCUAUUAUCCAUUCUAUUAAUUAUCUUUAUUACUCUCUUUUGUAAUAUGAAUAUUGUUGUGUGAUUGUUUUAUAUGUAUGUCCCCAGACCUUUAUGCAAUAAACAAUG